CGGCCGCGGGGAGCGCUGCGUCCGUCCGAGGCGGCGCGCUCGCUCCCUGCCAAGACGCGGUGUGCGCGCCGCUCCGUGCCUGCCGGUCGGCGGUGGAGCUUCGCGCAGGUUUCACCCUGCCAGCGGUGGCCACGUCUGGCUGAGCCUCAGUGGCCCUCGCCAGAGUAGGGCCUCCCUCUGCUCUUCUCCCUCACCUGGCCCCGCCCUCCGUGUGUUCGAAGCUGGGGCUUCUGGCACCUGUGGGCAUCCAGGCUUGGCUGUUUCCAGGAGCCGGCCGGCCGUGCUGCUGCACCAGCCACGGACCUUACCUUGGAUGGGAACACUGUUCCCAUCACCAGCGGCGGAAGCUUCUGGUGGGAGAGAGGAGCAGAGGCAGUCAGAUGAAGACCAAGUACACACUGAUAGAUGAGCAAGACAUCCCGCUGGUGGAGGGCUACUCCUUUGAGGCCCGGAUGGAUGUCGAUGCGGAUGGAAAUGGUGCUAAGAUAUUUGCAUAUGCCUUCGACAAAAACCGAGGAAGGGGGUCUGGAAGGCUCCUUCACGAGCUGCUUUGGGAGCGGCACCGGGGAGGCAUUGCUCCCGGGUUUCAGGUGGUGCAUCUCAAUGCUGUGACCGUGGACAAUCGCCUGGACAACCUGCAGCUGGUGCCGUGGGGCUGGCGGCCCAAAGCCGAGGAGACCUCCAGCAAACAAAGGGAGCAGAGCUUAUAUUGGCUUGCGAUUCAGCAGCUUCCCACGGACCCCAUAGAAGAGCAGUUCCCCGUCUUGAAUGUGACCCGGUACUAUAACGCCAAUGGGGACGUGGUGGAGGAGGAGGAGAAUUCCUGCACCUACUACGAGUGCCAUUACCCUCCCUGCACGAUGAUCGAGAAGCAGCUCCGGGAGUUCAACAUCUGUGGGCGCUGCCAGGUGGCCAGGUACUGUGGCUCCCAGUGCCAGCAGAAGGACUGGCCUGCCCACAAGAAGCACUGUCGGGAGAAGAAGCGCCCCUUCCAGCACGAGCUAGAGCCGGAGCGGUGACGGGCAGCAGGGCGGCAGUGCAGCCCCCGUGCACGUGGCUUCCAGACCUUCCUCGGGCACAGCAGACACAGACUGGUGGUUGAACCUGGAAGUGCUGAAGGAGCCAGUGAUGCGCACCCAGGACAGCCGCCGUGGAGCCCCUUGUCGUGGGCACUUUGUGCGGACACAGCGCUCCCCUCCAAGUGUUAACCUCAAGCAGAGACAGCUGGGGAGGCUCCCGCCAGGAUGCUUCUCAUUAUUUAUAUGUUAAUAUGUUUGUAAACUCAUGUACAGUUUUUUUGUGGGGGGAGGCAGUGAGAGGGUUAGAAAUUACAAAUAGAAUCAUUUGUGGUAAUCUUCAAAUGGCAAACAGCCGGGCCACAUGCCUAAAAACUGUCAUGUGGCAGAUGCUUCUCUCCUGGGCAGCUGCAGCCUGAAGAGCAUGGGCUGUGUGGAGUCAUAGCCACAAGGCAAAGUAAAGGGGUGGAGUCGUCUGGUG
Molecule: messenger RNA, 1497 nt
Organism: Equus caballus (horse)
Lineage: Eukaryota; Metazoa; Chordata; Mammalia; Perissodactyla; Equidae
Gene: ZMYND19
Product: zinc finger MYND-type containing 19
Cellular component (GO): membrane; synapse; cytoplasm
Source: RefSeq, a predicted model, not a curated record